Messenger RNA from Oncorhynchus kisutch (coho salmon), 2150 nucleotides. RefSeq names its product transmembrane protein 60-like. The record is from RefSeq and is a predicted model, not a curated record. NCBI's taxonomy places the organism in Eukaryota, Metazoa, Chordata, Actinopteri, Salmoniformes, Salmonidae. The transcript is spliced from 2 exons. The coding region runs from base 471 to 875 and encodes 134 amino acids.
CUUCCUUCCAUUUUUGAAGAUAUUUAUUUUCAACGUUAGAGUGGCCAAUGGAGUGUCUGGACAAUAUAAUGGCUUAUCUGUGAUAUAAUAGACGAUAUUUCAUUUAGUUAAUUGACUGAACUAAACCAAGUAUGGACAGCGUUUAUGUACUUUACGGUUCCACGUUUUUAUUUUCCUUCAAUCAGAGGGGUGUUUUGUAUGAUUGACAAACCUCAUGAGAAUAUUUCAUCGUAGUAGUUUAUAAGAGGGUCCAAUUUAUUUUCCACUAACUACUCCCGGAAGAUAAACCUAAACAUUAGAAAAUGCUGUAGCCACUUCGUAACCAACUUCCAAUAAAAACACAGUAUUAUUCAUGAUAUGGAUUUUAUAGAUACAUUUUUCAAAUCCUCUGAUCCAGGCUCAUCUCACGCUUGACCAGAACUUGCCAGUGUCACAGUUAACGUACCCCCUCCAGGCCACCCCUCACUUAAAUGAGAAUGUCUCUGGCCCAGAGAGUCCUACUGUCAUGGACCUUCACCCUCAUAUUCCUCAUCAUGCUGGUCCUCAAACUGGACUCCAAGAUCCACUGGAACUGGUUCCUCAUCUUCCUCCCUGUAUGGACAUUUGACACCAUUCUCAUCCUCAUGCUGGUGGUGAAGAUGGCGGGUCGGUGCAAGCCUGGCUAUGACCCACGGGACGACCAGCAGAACCUGCGGCAGAGGGUGUUGUACCUGGUGGCAAUGCUGCUGAAACUGGGCUUCUGUCUGACGCUGUGCGCCCGGUUGGAGAGGCUGACGGACAUCUGGCUCAGUGUGGUGUGUGUCCCCCUCUGGGCCAUGCUGGUCGGGGCCAUGGUGGAGCUUGGCUACAAUGUCUUUCACUACCGGAGAGACUGAGAGGUGGGAGAAAGAUGGAGAUUGAUUUUAUUUACUCAGUCUAAAGACUGCAACUGAGUCUGUAAGGGAGGUGAAUGGGAGAUUAUUGUAAUACACUGCAGGAGAAACUGAACUGAAAAGGACUGUGAUGAAGAUAACAAAUGGAUUGGUUUAUUUUACUACAGCAGAGACUGAAAGAAGGGGGGUGAAGGGAGAUUGCUCCCACUAGUACAGAAUGUAAAGACUACUACAAGAGAGACCGAGGGGGAGGAGAGAGUAGUGAAAUGGCACUAAUGACAAUGUAUUUGACUUUAUGAUGCUCCCAAAUGUAAUCUUUAUUUUGCCAUAGUGAUGCAUCAAGCAAUGUUGCAGCCAUGAUGGUCUCUGCCAGGGGAACUGAUGUCAAGACUGGGACUAUUCCACAGCUGAUCCACAGCUGAUUUGUUAUUGCUCAGCUAUAAUUAAAAACAUUUGCAUCUGACUGGGAGCGUGCAGAAACUUUUUCCUGUUUCUUCAGAAAAUGUUACGAAAAUACAUUUACUUCAAGAACAAUGCAAAUGCAAAGUUUGGUUACUGAAUUACAUUUUGUGCUGUUUACUGUCAUUUUGUUAACAAACUUUUCAUUGUUUUUCAAAUAAUCGACUCAGUGGGAAUUGACUCAAUUGAUGCUCCAGUGUAUAAUUAUUCCGCCGUGUGAUAUUUGAGACGUGUUGGUUGAGAAUUCAGAGAAUUCAUAAGCAGACUCGAACCCUUGCUCUCCAGACAGACUGACUGGUCUGUGCAUGUGCCUGUGUUAUUCUCUGAUAACUGGGACCGUUAGGUCCAAUGGGUUUAUAUGUGAACAUUGGUAUUGAUGAUGUUUCUUUUAAGUGUGAUAGGGAUAUGUUUUCCCCUGGAGACCAUGAAGAAACACACAUCAUAAAAUGUCUCUACUUUGCUGAAGUUUUCAAAUAUCUGCCUGGGUUGGAUUGGUGAAAGCAGAAUGACUGAUUAUACAACAGUAUGUCCCUGCAUUCAUUUAUCCAAUCACAUGCAGAUCAGUGACUACCUCAAAGAAGGGAGAAGGUGUACAUUUUCUAUGGUUUGGAACAGGGCUCAGUGUGAUAUGAAGUGAAUUACAUAACUGGUAAUCUGACCCAAUCCAGAGAAUAUGGAGGGGGGGAUUGCCUGCCCUCCGGGGUGUUGUGUUGUGUAAGAGGUCUUGGUGACUCGGGGACAGGACUUGUACUGUUACUGGGUCGUUCCACAAAAUGAGUGCCUUUUGCGUUCCUUUGAUAUUUUAAGUAGACAUUUUAA